This is a messenger RNA of Rotaria sp. Silwood1, 3438 nucleotides long. The record is from the annotation of a GenBank genome assembly. NCBI's taxonomy places the organism in Eukaryota, Metazoa, Rotifera, Eurotatoria, Philodinida, Philodinidae.
AUGACAACGAAAAAUUUAUCAACAUCAUUUAAAGGUAAAAUUAAUGGACAACGUUUACCACCAAUUCCAAUUACUGAUGAACAAUCACUACCAUCACCAUCAACAACAACAGUAACUAAUGGAGAUCAUCCAAUUUCAAUUUUAAAAAAAUCAAAACCAUUAACAGAAGACGUAACAACUGAUGAUCGUACACUUCCUUUUGAUGAUGAUGACCUCGAAACUUCCCGAGUUAUAUUUCAAAAGUCACAAGCAGAUGUACUUAUGUUACUUGAUACUUAUCCACCUAAAACUUGGACAGUUCCAAAAUAUUUAAAAUCAAGUUAUGAACAUAUACUAGAUCAAAGUCGAAAACUAAAUCCAGUAUUUGAUGCUCCUUUAUGUUCUGAUAGUCAACAUGAUCCAAUUCAUGCAUUUCCAUCACCGAUCAGUGAUCGAAUAUCAUCGUCGCGUUAUUGUCGUCGGUCUGUUAACAGUGCUUGUAGUCGUCGGUCGUCAAUCCUUUUUCAACGUCACACUGGUAUUCCUGUUGAUUCAACACAACUUCCACGUGAAGAUACGUUUGACACAGUAUGUGAAAGUCUUACUGGAAGUCUUCGUCAAUCAUUUACUCCUUUACCACCAAUAUCAACUGAUUUACCCUCCAAUUUAAAUAAAUCAUUAACAAUUCCAUCAACAGUUCUACCACCAAGCAUAUCGCCUCCAUUAGUUACUACUGAAGAAACAUCUGCUAUACAAGAAGAAAAAAAAGAAUUUACAAGACGUUUACUUUCGAAAAGUCUUCAUCGCGAAUCGAAUAAUUUACCAACAGAUAAAACUAUGCAUUCUCCUACAGUUAUACAGAAAGCACCAAUAGUUAAACCUAUCGUUGCACCACGAUUACAAAAACCUACCGUUGAUAAUCGUCGUGUACAUAGUAUUGAACGGGCAGCUCCAGUUGUUCCUAUUCGAAAUAAAAUUCCAACAACAACGAAUAAUAUUUCAACGAAUGCAAAUCAACAACGUUUAGGGAAAUUUUCUUUAGAUAUUUUUCAACCACAAUCUAAAUCUAAUAUUACAACAAAUACAACAAAUAAAAAAUCAUCAACAGUCAAUAAUAAAACAAAAGUUUUAACUAAAACUACUAUACCAAAAGUUAAAGUUAAUCCAACAAUACCCGAUGAAGAAAUUAUUCAACCAAUCAAUGACGUCAUUCCUUCUUCUUCUACGGCUGCAUCUAUCGAAACAACUCAAAUAACAAAUACUGUCAAAACAGAAGAAUUACCUUUGACAAUUAUAAAUGUCGAACCUGUUUCUCAACAAACUGAACAAUUAAAUUUAGAUGUACCUACGGAACCAAAACGUCAUUUAUCACCUCAUUCUAAUUCAAAUUAUUCUCGUCAAUGUUCAAAUCCCGUACCUAAACCAUUGUCAUUAGAAGGGGAAAAAAUAGUUGAUGCUGAUUAUCCACAAACAACAACAAGAACUAUCACAUCUGCAAUACUUAAUUGUCAACGACGAGGAAGUUUAAAAGGUCAACCAUUAAUAACCGAUUUAUUUGAAGAAUCGAUCAUUGAAACACAAAAACCUAUAGUAAAACCUGAACCAAUACAUCAAACAAAACUAUCAACUGCUAAAAUGAAAAAACAGGGACGAAAAUUUAUUAAAAGUCCUAAACCAAAAAAGCUAAUUAUUACAAAUAAACCUAAAAUAACAGUAAAACUUAUUGAAAAAACUGAAAUGAUAUGUCAAAGUACAAAUACAGAAAUAAAUGAAGAAGUUAAAACAAAUGAAGAAGUUAAAACAAAUGAAAAUACAAUUGUUAUCGGUGGAACUGAUUGGGUCAUGACAAUUAAACCAAAAGUAAUAAAUGAAGAAGUAUCUGUACUUUCCGAAUUAUUUCAAGUACCUACAGUUGAUGAUGAAGAUAUACCAUCGUGUGCUUCACCUACAAAUCAUCUAGAUGUAUCACAAACAACAGUUAUGACAAGUGUUGGUGAUAUUAUGAGACGGAAUAGUAUGGAGUCCUUACAAGCAGUUGAAAUCAGUCCUGUUUUAACUCAAACUAUUGAAAAUCCUGUUGAACCAAUAUCUCAAAAUUCUUUUCAACCACCGAAACCGAACGAACCUUCACUUAUUAAUUCUGGUAUUCGUACUGUAUAUGAAACAGUGAAAGACUCAAUACGUAAAGAUACAUCACUUCGUUCAUCACAAUCAAAUGAACAAGACAUCGUACUAGUCAAACCACCAAUACCAUCAACAAUAACAAGUACAUCAACUAAUAAUAAAACAUUACCAUUUGAACCUUCUGCUAGUAUUACACAUACAUACAAUAACUCAGAUACAGGUCUUUCUAUUCGACCAGCUUUUCGUGUUGUUAAUGAUAGUUUAAAUAGUCGAGGAAGUGAAACUAUUGAUUCAACAAGUAGUCAUGAAGAUUAUAAUACAACACCAUUAUGUACUGAAACUGAUUGUGAUGAUAUAUAUCGAACAGCUCGAAAAGGUCGACAAGUUGGACGAGGAGUAAAACGAGGUACAAAGCGAUGGCCAGUUUGUAUUUUCUAUGGGAUGAUAGACAUUGCUGCCAUAAAUGCUCUGAUUGUCUGGAAAGUGAAAAAUCCUCAAUGGAAUCAGAAUACAAAUCAUAAACGUCGAUUAUUUUUGGAAGAAUUAGGAUUAGCACUGGCUUAUGGUAUUGUUUGGUCAUAUUUGACAGUAACUGGAAGAAUGAUUGCUGUUAAAGAAAUCGAACUUGAUGAAGGUGAUAGUGAACGUGUACGUAAUGAUUAUGAAUCAGUACGUGAAGAAAUUCAUAUACUUCGAGCACUUAAUCAUCCAUAUGUUGUUAAAUUUCUCGGUAUCUCAUUGGAAAAUACACGUUUGAUAAAAAUUUUUAUGGAAUAUCUUCCAAAUGGUACGAUUGAAAAUUUAUUAACAGCUUUCGGUCCAUUUCAUAAUGAUGUUUUAAAAAAAUAUACUCGACAAAUUGUCGAAGGUGUUGCUUAUCUUCAUGAAAAUGGUGUUGUUCAUCGAGAUAUAAAAGGAAAAAAUGUUAUGCUUGAUGUUGAUGGUAAUAUAAAAUUAAUUGAUUUUGGUUGUGCAAAACGAUUAAAGAAAAAUCAAAAUACACAUUCAAUGAGACAAAUACUUAAAUCAAUGAAAGGUACAGCUAAUUGGAUGGCACCCGAAGUAAUAGCAGAAACUGGACAUGGUAAAAAAGCCGAUAUUUGGUCAAUAGGAUGUACUUUAUGUGAAAUGGCAACAGGAAAACCACCAUGGUCAUCGGAACAUAAUCAUUUAGCUGUUCUAUUAAUUAUUGCUAAUGGUACAAAACCACCAGCUGAUUUACCUGAUACUUGUCCAGCAACAGCUCAAGAAUUUUUUCGUUUAUGUUUAACACGUGAUCCAGUAGUGAGACCAUCGGCAAAAGAUUUAUUAGGACAUCCAUUUUUAGCUUCUUGA